Messenger RNA from Aspergillus ibericus CBS 121593, 1860 nucleotides. RefSeq names its product sugar transport protein. The transcript is spliced from 5 exons. Bases 124 to 1629 code for a protein of 501 amino acids. The record is from RefSeq and is a predicted model, not a curated record. Gene Ontology annotation, biological process: transmembrane transport; carbohydrate transport. NCBI's taxonomy places the organism in Eukaryota, Fungi, Ascomycota, Eurotiomycetes, Eurotiales, Aspergillaceae. Gene Ontology annotation, molecular function: carbohydrate:proton symporter activity. Gene Ontology annotation, cellular component: membrane.
UAUAAACCCCAACCAGUCGCCAGCCACUAUCUGAUGAUCUGAUUACUACCUCCAUUAUCUGAUUAUCUCGGGCUCUGAUUAUCUGAUCAGGCCCCAAACGGUGCUUGAUCGCUCGCAGGCCAAAUGGCAUCUCGAAACCAAUGGAGUCGAAUGCUGGUUUUCACCACCUGCUUGUUGGCAGUUUCGGCGUUUAAUUAUGGAUUCAGCGAUCAGGCGUUUGCGUCGUGCCAGGCCAUGGACUCGUUUGAGCGCCAGUUUGGGGUUUAUCACCCGAGUACGGGGAAAUAUAAGGUGAAGCCGAUGUUUACGUCGCUUUAUAAUAGUUUGAAGGCGGCGACGCAGAUUCUUGGUGUUUUUAUCGGUGGGUAUAUCAGCAACACAUAUGGACGGAAAAUCUGCAUAUUUAGUAUGAAUCUUUAUGCGCUGGGGAGUGCAGCGGUCGUGGUGAGCUCUACCACGGAUGGGCAGAUUCUGGCGGGUCGGGCGUUACAUUACAUCUACCUAGGAAUGCAAAUGGCCGUGAUCCCCACCACCCUCGCUGAACUGGCCCCCCGAAACGUCCGCGGCGCCAUGGGCGUGCUCUACUGGCUGAGCAUCAAAAUCGGCGGAUUAGUAGUCACCGGCAUCGCGCGCGGAACCUCCAGCAUCACCACCAACACCGCCUGGCGCAUCCCGUUCGGCCUAAUCCUCGUGAUCCCAUUCAUCUGCAUCUUCCUCGUAUGGAUCAUGCCCGAAUCCCCACGCUGGCUCCUCCUCCGCGACCGCCAAGAAGAAGCCUUCCACGCGCUGAAACGAUACCGAUCGCAACGUACCCCCGAGAGUGAAAUCCACGAGGAUUUCGAGGAAAUGGCGCAGAAGGUCGCCGCCCAAAUGCAGAAGAAGCGGUUCAAGGAUCUGUUUACGGUGAAGAAUCGUGAACGCACGUUUGUGGUGGUGGCUGCGAAUUUCUUUCAACAGGCGUCGGGACAGGCGUUUGCGUCGCAGUAUGGGACGUUGUUUGUCAAACAGCUCAAAUCGGUUAAUGCGUUUAGUGUUACGUUGGGGACUAAUGCCGUGGAUAUUGGCGCGUUGAUUAUUUCGACCGGGUUAAGUGAUCAGGUUGGGCGCAGGAUGCUAUUCCAUACGAGCGGAAUUCUCGAAACGGUCGCGUUGAUGACCAUGGGUGGACUGGGAACUGCAGAUUCCAAGAAUAAACCUGCCAAAGAGGGUAUCGUGGCUAUGCUCCUGCUGUACAGCUUUGGUUGGUCGCUUGCCUGGGCACCGCUAGUGUACGUGCUGGGAGCGGAACUGCCAUCCGCGCCGUUGCGAGAAAUGACCCUCCAAAUCGCGUAUACCAUGAAACUAGUGACUGAAUUCGCCGUCACAUUCUCCUACCCAUACCUCGAAACCGCCGACGACCCCGGUCACGUCGACAUCGGCGGUAAACUCGGCUUCCUGUACGGCUCGUUAUCCGCUGUAUCGGUAAUCUUCGGAUACUUCUUUAUUCCCGAGACCCGGCGAAUGGAGUUGGAGGAUAUAGACAAAAAGUAUGAUUCCUCGACAGAUAGUGAAGUGGUGGAGAAGGUUGAGUAUCAGCUUGGUAUGCAGAAGGAGGGGCAACGACGAGAGUCGAGAGCUGCGGAUGCUUGAUAUGGAAGAGUAUAUACGGAGUCUAUGAAGAUAUCAUUUUGUGCUUUCUUUGUUUGUGCGGGUUUCGGAAUAUAUAGUCCUGUUUAGAGUAUAUAGAUGUCCUUUGAUGAUGACGAUGAUAUGAGGGGAGGGUUGAUUGUAGAUAGUAUGAUGAGUAUGAUGCGAUGAACAUAGUAGUGUGAUUAUUCUUGUCUUCAGUCGUUGGUCUCUUGCAAUUAAUCCAAUGAUGAC